Molecule: messenger RNA, 1524 nt
Organism: Esox lucius (northern pike)
Lineage: Eukaryota; Metazoa; Chordata; Actinopteri; Esociformes; Esocidae
Exons: 4
Coding region: 591-1274 (227 amino acids)
Source: RefSeq, a predicted model, not a curated record
AGGUAGUUGUAACAUUAGAUAAGUUAAUAAUUGACCCUAUUAUGUCUUUAUACACUGUCACAGUAUCUGGACUGGCUUGCCCUAUGUGUCAGACAGAAAGGAUAGCCAUAAAACAUGGUUAUUUAUCCUUGUGUAUAUUACAUUUCUGUCAUUUAGCGGAUGCUAUUAUCCAGAGUGACUUACAGUAGCAUGAACAUACACGUUCAUACAUUUCUUCCUGGUCCCACAUCAAAUCCACAUGCCAAAUGUUGCAAGGACCAUAACUUUACCGACUGAGCCACAUACAACCACAUUCAACCUCAGCAACAAUGCGUCACACUUAAAAUGUCAGACUAACAUGUCACUGAUGACUCCACAUUUACCCCAUAACAACAAGUGCUUGAUACACAAAAAACACCUCAACCAACUACACAGCUAUCCCAGACAAACAUCACAGAGAUGACGGACAAGCUUCCUGAAUCACUGGGAGAGUUCUAAGGUUGCAAUCAGUUUAUUGUAGAACCUUUGUUCAGUUGUGUGUCAGGACAGGUGUGUGCAUGUAAUCUGUGUUAUCUCAGCUGGGAAACACAAGGGCACUUCGCAGAGAAAUCAUGUUCAGAAUUUCAGUUUGGAUCUGUCUCUCUCUAUUGGUUAAUGGCUACUCAGCCAAGCCAUUCAAGUCCUGGGGUAAAGCAUCUGAGACUGCAGUCCAGGAGACACUGAUGUCAGAUGAGAUGGAGGAAAAGCAGCUGUCUGAUCUGGGGCUGAAACAGGUGGAGGCCCCAGAAGACAUGGACCGUACCGACUACAUCGACUCAGCCAUCUGGAAGAACAUCAUAGAGGAGAAGGGAGACGAGGAGGAAGAGGUUGAGAAGGGAGAACUUGAGGAAGGCCAGGGUCGAUAUCUCACAGCCGAGGAGGACACGGACCAUAUCAACCACCCAUCAAUGGACUCUGAACUGACCGGAUCCCAACCUCAGCUGCAGGACACCUUCGUCGGAGUGCUCGAUACACAGCAGCCUGAACAGGACAGGCUCUACCAUCCAGAAAUAAAGCAGGACGACUGGCUUUACCAAGCCAGUGAGCCUCACAAGUUGGUGCUCUCUGCUCUGGGGGCAGAGUUCAGGGGUCAUCGUGAGCCUGAAGAGGACAGGGACCACAUCUACCAUGGUGACCUGCCUGGACCUAUUCAGGGGGGCCGGAUGGACCAGGAGAGGCAGCUGCCGGCUGAUCGGCCCUCUCAGAGGAUCCACAGCCAACCGGAGGAAGACCUUGAUGACCUCUAUCAUCCUUAAUAAACAGCUACUGACUGACCGCUAACAAUGCCUCACAGCUAACGCUAACCGUCAACUGUAAAUCUUUACAUGCAUGCUUAAUGGGUUAAAUGCACUUCAGGGUUAUUCUGCACAGAUAUAUCGCUUGCUUUAUGUAUUAGUCAGUGCUGUGAUGUGAGUAUAAAUCAUCAAAGAAACUUUUGACCACAAUUUUAACUGAUUCUUCCAUUUACUGAACAACUGUUCACACUGAAUAAAAUAGCAAAAUGAC